Messenger RNA from Aspergillus thermomutatus, 1512 nucleotides. RefSeq lists its product as uncharacterized. The transcript is spliced from 4 exons. The coding region runs from base 1 to 1512 and encodes 503 amino acids. Lineage: Eukaryota; Fungi; Ascomycota; Eurotiomycetes; Eurotiales; Aspergillaceae. The record is from RefSeq and is a predicted model, not a curated record.
AUGGGAUCAUCACGAAAGCGCCAGGCUGCGGAACUCGACUCUGUAGCUGCUGAACACAAAAACAAGACGGAGAAUGAGAGAAUCUCACAGCUCGAGACGGAGAACCUGUUUCUUCGCAAACAGCUUACGAUGUUUGUCGGUAAGCUCGAACUGGCACAGACGUCUUUAAGAGGACUCUGCAACAUGAUGCACGCCGCUCUGGAAGCCGAUGAUGACAUUUCCAGCCAGAAGCUACCUUCGGCGGAUGAGCCGUCAGCCGAAGUUUCAGCGAGAAAGCAUCCCGGAUCCGCCUCGGAUUCCCUCGACUAUAAUCACUAUCUACCCUCUACAUCACCAACUCACGCAAGUAAUUCUCACGAAGACAUUGCUCUUGAAGAGUUGCUAUCUAGUGCUGAGAAUUGCUUCUCCGGCGCCUGCCAGCAUCCCUGUCAGGGCGUAAUUUCGAAUGCUGCGGUUGAUCUGCAAGUCAACCCGUCCAUGAAUGACGCAAUCCCUCCAGGGCAAAUAGUAUCACCGUGCAUAGAGGCCCACGAGUCCACCUUUAUGGGUAGCCCUUCGCAAGGAAUCCCCGGGGUAUGGUCGUAUCACUAUCAGAUGGGUCCUUCGAAUUAUCAAUCCGCCAUGGCCAAUAUCUGCAGUAUCAGAACAGGUCUGCCUAUCUCAAACUCUGCUUUCUCGGACCAUAUCGCCGCCUUACAUAGUUCCAAACUUCAUCUUUCUGUUUCCCUCAUGCUAUCUUUGUUCAACAGUCUCAAUCGACCCCUUGCUCUAUCGUGGUACACGCCGACCAAGUUUUACUACCACAUCACCAACCUCACGACGUGGCAGCUCAACCCCACGCGGGAAAUGUAUAUGCGGCUCCCUGCGCGAUACCGGCCCUCUGCCCUGCAACUAUCAGAAGCAUAUCCUCCGAUCAUCGAUUGGUGUCCAUUUCCUUCAAUCCGCGACAAGCUCAUCCUUCUGCACUCUGCGAAUUCCAAUAUUGAUCAGAUCAUAUGCGACAUUGCCAUGGCUUAUGUUGUCGAGGCUGAUAUCUCAACGAUUGUACAUCUUGAGGGGCCGACAACGGGCUAUAUUCGUGUUUGGGAUCUUAUCCAGGCAAUGGGGAAGCCUGGCCAUGAGCAGAUUUGUUCUAGUCAAAACCUGUGCGCUGAAACGUCAAUCGGACUGGGUUCUCACCUUGACGCCGGGAAACAGGCAGAUUUUGGGGGCUACGCGCUGCCUGCGCCUAGUACGGAGGCUUUGUUUCGGACCAAAGAAUAUGCUCGUCUAGCUUUCAAGGAGCUCCAUAUGGAUGACGGUAUCAGUCGGUAUAAACUGGACGCCGCAUUGUUCGAGAAAUAUCCAGAAUUGUACGAGCCUGAUGAUAAUAUUGUUGCGAAGGGUGUCGCUGUCAGGGCACCGCGGCAGACCGCCAUCCCGGUUCCAAAGGCACUUGAUAGAUUUACACUCGAUAUAUAUCGUCAUUUUGCUGACUGGUCACUGAAUGUCAUCUUUUCCACUAAAUUUUGA